Messenger RNA from [Candida] anglica, 1122 nucleotides. The record is from the annotation of a GenBank genome assembly. NCBI's taxonomy places the organism in Eukaryota, Fungi, Ascomycota, Pichiomycetes, Serinales, Debaryomycetaceae.
GAUUGAUCCCUAUCAUAUUUAAUAAUCAAUCAAAAUUAAAGAAGUAAUGUCAUCCAGAUUAUUUUCCUCUGCUGUUUUGCGCCAAUGCGCCAAGACCAUGGUUGCUAGACCAUCUUUCACUCUCAGAGCUAUUGCUCCAGUUAUGUCUUCCCCAUCUAGAGUUAUGGGUGCUAGAUUCAUGUCUACUGAACCAAUUGCUGCUGAAUUACGUAAGGUUUUAAACACUGAAUUACACGAUGCUGCUGAAAUUGGUAACGAAUUAGACCCUGAAUACAAGGCCUACAUCAAGGAUAGUGGUUUCAAAUUAAACCAAGUUGAAGGUGGUGUCACCGUUCAAUUGACCAAGUCUACCGGUCCUAACGAAGUUGUUCACGUCUUUUUCGACGCUGACGAUGUUACCAACGUUCCAGCUGAAGCUGCCGAAGAGGGUUUGAAUGAAGAAUCUGCUUAUGAAGAUGAAAUGGAAGCCAUUGAUGAAAUGAUGUGUGCUGCUAGAGUUGUCAUUGAAAACACUGAAAACAACACUGCCUUGUUUGUAAACUUAUUUUUGGAACCAGAAGCUGGUUUGGUUGUUGAUCACUUCAACACUCAACCAAAUGCUACUGAAUUCCUUAAGAAUGCUGCUGAAGGUAAGUUCACUGAUGUAGUCUCUUACAGUGGUCCUUCUUUCUCCAUGUUGGAUGAAAGUUUACAAAUCACUUUUGAAGAAUACUUGAAUUCUAAGGGUAUCAACAAGGACUUGUCUGAAUUCAUUACUGCCUACAGUGAAUUUAAGGAAGAACAAGAAUACCGUAAGUGGUUGAAGGAUGUCAGCACCUUCUUUGCUUAAUUUUAAUUGAUUUUUUGCAAUUAAAAAUGAAUGAAUGAAUGAUUUGGAGUUAGUGCUUAUUACGAAAUAUUGCUAGUUCUACAACAAAAGAAAGUCAAUUGAUACUCAAGUAUAUAUAAAAUUGAAUAAUCCUUUUUUUUUUCUUGGAAGGACCUCUUUUAUACAUAUACUUUUUGUUGUCAAUCCUUAUCUCUCUCCUACAUGUAAUAUGUAUCUAUCUCCAUAUAUAUUUCUCCUUGUCUAUAGUCUUAUUGAAUAUCCUGUAUAUAACCCGUAAACUAUUGUAGAUAUUU